UUACAGUGUGAAGCAAAACAGCCCACUUUUGCCCCCCCUUCCUCUUCUAUCGUCUUCCCAUCUCGAAGAAAAACUUAGGGUUAGGGUCUGGGUUGGGGUUUCUUUCAUUUUCUUCUUCUUUUUUUGUGGUUGUAAAGAGGAAAAACAUGCAGCAGCCUCCACAGUUGAUGAACAUCACCACAGAGCAGAUUCAAAAGACCCUGGACGAGAAUAAAGAGUUGAUUAUGGCAAUACUGGAGAAUCAAAACCAGGGAAAAUUCGCUGAGAGCGCCUCGUUUCAAGCACAGCUGCAGCAGAACCUAAUGUAUCUAGCUAAAAUUGCUGAUGCUCAGCCACAAGCAUCAACAUCUUCUCAGAUACCUCCGCAGUCUGCAGUGCAGCAAGAGCAAUACGUUCAGUCCGCACAAGCUGAAAUGGCUAAGCACCAUCCAGGUUUCUUAUCUUCAAAGUUGCCUUCCCCGUUGAAUGAUCAGCAGCAGCAACCACAGCAGCCAAUUUAUCUCCAACAACAGCAACUGGACCAACCACAAGUGAUCUUAAGAUCAGUUGCCCCUAGUGGCAACUAUCAGGGCGUGCAAACUGGGCUUGGUAACAAUUUCAUGAAUAUUCAUGGAAACAAACAAGACACCUCAGAAGUUGGUGCUGGUGAAAGCUUUCCAAGCACAGCGUAUGGACGACGCUAGAGAUAGGAAUGCACGAGGCUUCAAUGAUGUUAAACUGGCUAGUACCCUGGUGUUUACAUACUUCUCUGCCUAGAAUAAUGUGAUUGUAUUUUGUUGCUCUUUUUUGGUGCCAUGGAAAUAGGGAAAAAAGUGGCAGGGACAUACUAGUGAAGAAUGGACUUGGUUCCUUUUUCAUCUCUUUGACUUAGUU
Molecule: messenger RNA, 873 nt
Organism: Durio zibethinus
Lineage: Eukaryota; Viridiplantae; Streptophyta; Magnoliopsida; Malvales; Malvaceae
Source: RefSeq, a predicted model, not a curated record